AUGUGGGAAUUUGACGCCUUCAUAGAAGAAGGAGACGAAGAUUUCGCAUCGUAUGUAGAACGGUUUGAGCACUAUUGCAAAGUAGCCGGCGUACAAGACGAAGAACUUAAAAAGUCAGCCUUCAUCUCUGCCAUAGGAAAGAAAGCGUACAAGACGCUCAAAGACCUUCUUCUACCUGCGAAACCUGAAAAGAAGACGUUCGAGGACUUGGUGAAAGUGCUGAGUGGUCACUACGAGCCUUCAAGUCAAGUCAUUGCGGAGCGUUUCAAAUUUAACAGGAGGUACCAAGGAGAAGGGGAGUCCGUCACGGCAUUUGCAGUCACGCUGAAGCACAUGGCAGCCAAGUGCAACUACGGUACGUUUCUCGACGACGCUUUACGGGACCGGUUCGUCGCUGGCUUACGGAAUUCCACCAUUCAGACGGGUUUACUGAAGAGGAGGGAACUGACGUUCGAAUCGGCCAGCGUUUUUGCUAAGAGCGUUGAGCUAGCGGAGCGGGAGUCGAGGGGAUUCCGACCAACUGCGAAUACGGAUGCCGACAUUCACGCUCUAAAGAAGACGGGGAAGGAACUGGAGUUUGCCAGCAAGCCGAAGAACAGUUCAAUGCAAAGCUGCUAUCGAUGCGGUCAAGAGCAUGACGCCCGUUGCUGCCGUUAUCGUAAGUUCAAAUGCCAUCUUUGCAAGCGCGUGGGACAUUUGGCGCGCAUGUGCAGAUGCAAGCAACCGGCGCCUGGCGCCGUCCACAACGUGAGUGACGAAGCGAGCGGAAGCACAGAGCUGCUGCUGUACGGUGUGUAUCUGGUGGGCAUGGAACAGCCAUAUGAAGUUGAAGUACAGAUAGCCGGCCAGCUUGUGAAGAUGCAAGUAGAUACGGGCGCAGCCGUAUCCCUCGUUCCGGAAUGCGUUUACCAGCAGCUAAAGCAGCCGCCGCAGCUUGAGAAGUGCGAGAUGAAGCUCAAGACUUACGGCAGAGCGACGCUACAAGUGAAAGGCCAAGCGGAGGUUUUGGUCGAUUAUAAGAGACAGCGGAAAGUCCUGCCAAUCAUCGUGGUACCAGGAGAGAAGCCAGCACUCCUAGGCCGCGACUGGAUUGCGAACCUCGGAAUGGACCUAAACAGCAUUCACGAGGUGCACGCACAACCGUCUGUCGACAGCAUCCUGUCAAGGUAUGCCAGCGUUUUUUCACCUGGUUUAGGGUUGAUAAAGUGUUACCAAGCAAAACUGGUGCUUAAGGAAGGAAGCAUGCUAGUCUUUUGCAAGGCGUGGUCUCUGCCGUGUGCCAUUCGUGAACCUGUCGAGCAUGAGCUAGGCAACUUGCAAAAGGAGGGCGUACUGGUGCCCGUAAACCGCAGCGACUGGGCCACGCCGCUGGUAGCUGUUCACAAGCCAGACGGCACAAUACGAUUGUGUGGAGACUAUAAAUUGACGGUGAAUCCAUGUGUGAAGACCGACCAUUACCCACUGCCCGCGGUGGAGGAUUUGUUCACGACACUGGCUGGGGGCAAGGUUUUCACCGUUCUGGACCUUUCGACGGCAUAUCAGCAAAUCGAGGUGCACCCUGACUCGCAACCCUUGCUGACUAUAAACUCUCACAUGGGGUUGUUCCAGUAUGUUCGAAUGCCGUACGGAGUCUCAAGUGCACCUGCAGUUUUCCAGGCAGUCAUUAACGAGCUGUUAAAAGGACUACCGGGAGUGGUAUGCUACCUCGACGACGUCCUCAUCACGGGAGCAUCGCAUACCGAAUGCCUGACCCGGGUGGAAGCAGUCCUGCAGGCUUUCAGGGACCACGGCGUAAAAGUGAGAAAGGAAAAAUGCAAGUUUUUCUUGAAUUCUGUCAAAUAUCUUGGGCAUAUCAUUGACGAAAAUGGUGUGCACCCGUGCGUCGAGAAGGUUGAAGCCAUAAGGGAAGCACCCACACCUAAUAACAUCAGUGAGCUUAAAGCGUACCUCAGCAUGAUAACUUUUUACUCCAAGUUCAUGCUAAACAUGUCUUCGAGGCUAAAGCCUUUGUAUGCACUGCUUCAGAAGAAUAAGAAGUGGGUCUGGUCUGCAAAAGAAGAAAAAGCCUUCGCGGAGAUGCAGCACACCAAGACAUCACCUUACCACCCAGCUUCAAAUGGCACGGCGGAGAGGCUUGUCCAGACCGUCAAGCGAAGCUUCAUCAAACAGCUACGGGACGAGCAGAACGCGGGAGUGACUCAGACGAUGCAACAUCGGGUAGACCAGUUCCUGUUCACCUACCGAAACACACUGUGUUCGACGACCGGUAAGACGCCAGCCGAACUGUUUCUCUCAUGGAGGCCACGCACGAGGCUGAGCAUCUUGCAUCCGGAGCUAGCGAAACGUGCCGAAGCAAAUAUAGUUCGAAGACAGGGCCAGGAAACCCAUACUUCAUGGAGGGAGUUCGAGGUUGGCGACAACGUUCGUGUGCGAGGAAACCGACCGAGUGAUCCACGUUGGUUGAAAGGAACAGUUGUGCGACGAGUUAGCAAAGGAACAUACAUAGUCCGAAUCGAAGACCACGAGCGCUUUCUGCAUGCGGACGAUAUUGUUCCUAACACAUGUCUUGCUCCUCUUCCCAGAAGCGUGUGGAUUCCUGAGCAAACCCGCAUGGCACAGCCGGGUUCCACUCCGUCACAAAGCGACAGCGACACCGCAUCGCCGCCGGACGGGCCUGCACCAGAGCAACGACUUCCGCCACCUGACCGAGCCAGCGUGACGGAACUGCCAUCACAGCAGGCGCCUGACGCCAGCUCCCAAGAAAACGUCGCGCCACCUGAAUUGCGACGAAGCACAAGAAUUCGAAAGCCUCCCGAACAUUUUGGCUAUGCUGCUAAAUAA
Messenger RNA from Rhipicephalus microplus (southern cattle tick), 2841 nucleotides. RefSeq lists its product as uncharacterized. NCBI's taxonomy places the organism in Eukaryota, Metazoa, Arthropoda, Arachnida, Ixodida, Ixodidae. The record is from RefSeq and is a predicted model, not a curated record.